AUUUUUAUCACUAUUCUUGCACUUCCCAGUUUUUUCAGCUAGAAACAAUGAAAACAUUCCCGCGUUUCAUCCUCCAAACGGAAUUCCUUUCAAAAAUCUCAAUUCCCUCCACAAAUUACGCCUAUUUUAUUUCCUCAAACCACAAGCGAAGAUAUUGCGUUGCUGCACUCUCUGAAUCUACCAAGUCAGCUGAAGAAACGCUGCUGGUGGUUGGCGGCGGAGCUGCCGGAAUAUACGGAGCGAUUAGGGCUAAAACCAUCGCGCCUCUUCUUAAUGUUGUCGUCAUUGAGAAAGCCAAGCCUCUAUCCAAGGUGAAGAUUUCCGGUGGUGGUCGGUGUAAUGUGACGAAUGGCCAUUGCAGUGAUACUAAGAUUCUGGCAGGAAAAUACCCGAGAGGUAAUAAGGAAUUACGAGGAUCGUUUUUCAAUACACACGGCCCUAAUGAUACCAUGUCAUGGUUUUCGGAUCGUGGAGUCGAAUUGAAGACUGAAAUUGAUGGAAGAGUAUUUCCGGUCAGCGACAGUUCAUCUACUAUUAUAGAUUGCCUUAUCUCCGAAGCAAAGAAUCGAGGGGUGGUAUUGCAGACUGGGAAAACUGUUACAAGUGUGUCGACAACUAGUGGUGGCAAAUUCUCCGUCAAAGUCGAAAAACGCACGAUUGAUUAUGUCGAGCAUAUUGGAGCUAAUUACUUAAUAAUUGCUAGUGGUAGUAGCGAUCAGGGUUAUAAACUUGCUACUCAACUCGGUCACUCGAUUGUGAAACCCGUGCCCAGUUUGUUCACUUUCAAGAUCGAUGAUUUUCAGUUAGUAGAAUUGUCGGGGGUCACGUUUCCGAAGGUGAGAGCAAAAUUGAAGUUAGAAACUGUACAGAAAAGCAUACCUGAGCAUACACAGAUUGGGCCGAUGUUGGUAACACACUGGGGAUUUAGUGGGCCCGUUAUUCUUCGAUUGUCUGCUUGGGGAGCACGCGAGCUCUCAGAUUCUGAGUACAAAGGCUCGCUUAUUGUGGAUUUUGUUCCUGAUGUUCAUAUAGAAGAUGUGAAGUCGUUACUUACUCUACACAAGAACAAGUUUGCGAAGCAAAAAAUAACCAAUUCAUUUCCGUCAGAAUUCGGGAUUGUGAAGAGAUUCUGGAGAUACAUUUUAGAACAUGAGGAUGCAGUUGAAGAUCUUUUGUGGGCUUCCAUAUCCAACAAUUUAUUAAUAUCAAUUGCUUCUCGUCUUAAAAAUUGUUCCUUUCGCGUCAAAGGGAAGAGCCAAUUCAAGGACGAAUUCGUCACUGCUGGAGGCGUUCCAUUGUCCGAGAUAUCCCUGAAUACCAUGCAGAGCAGGAUUCAACCAAGGCUAUUUUUUGCUGGGGAGGUAUUGAAUGUCGAUGGCAUAACCGGAGGCUUCAAUUUCCAGAACGCUUGGUCAGGUGGAUAUAUAGCUGGAACAACUAUUGGCAACCUGGCAAUAGCAGUUAAUCUGAAGGAGGAAGCUGUGUGAGAAAGAUGCUUGAUCAAAUCUCUGUUCUUUAAUAUCCAUCAGGAUCUAAUAAGUUAUUUUUUUAUGAUUAUAGUUUUAUAAUUGAAAUUAUAUUAUGGAAUAGAUCUUUGUUGAUUGACUUUGUUGUCACUAAAGUAGAUCUAAUUUUUAUUUUAUAAAUGUACAAUUAUAUUUUAAAUAGUUGUUGACCAAUGAAAUUAUGAAAGUGAGAUCUCAUAAGAA
Molecule: messenger RNA, 1709 nt
Organism: Erythranthe guttata (spotted monkey flower)
Lineage: Eukaryota; Viridiplantae; Streptophyta; Magnoliopsida; Lamiales; Phrymaceae
Product: FAD/NAD(P)-binding oxidoreductase family protein
Source: RefSeq, a predicted model, not a curated record